Molecule: messenger RNA, 1224 nt
Organism: Naegleria lovaniensis
Lineage: Eukaryota; Heterolobosea; Eutetramitea; Acrasida; Naegleriidae
Exons: 2
Coding region: 1-1224 (407 amino acids)
Biological process (GO): maturation of SSU-rRNA
Molecular function (GO): rRNA small subunit aminocarboxypropyltransferase activity
Source: RefSeq, a predicted model, not a curated record
AUGGGAAAAAAGUCAAAAGGCUUUGAUGAUGACGGUUAUUACAAUAACAACAAUUCAGGACGAGGAAACAAGUCAUCAGCAUCUGCAAAAGGCGGUGGCGGAUUCAAUAAAAGAGGAGGUUAUCAUCGAGGAUAUAAAGCUGGCGGAUAUGGUGGAUAUUAUAAAGCAGCUACCAUGUUGGACUCUGAAUCGGGAUCUCUGGGCUUGAAUGAUGAGAGUGAUACAAGCUCUUUAUCGGCUAUUAAUUAUAGUAAAAAGAAAUUAUAUAGAGAGGAUGAUGAUGAGGAGGAGGAGGAAACAAAUGCCGAAAAUAAUUCGGAGGAAGAAAACCAAGAGGAACACAAUGAAGAAGAAGAAGAGCAAGACGAAGAACACAUUGAAGACGAGAACAAGGAAAAACCAAAGAGAGAGAAAAAAACAAAAAAACAAAUUCGUUUGGAACGAUUGGCAGAGAAAAAACUGAGAAAGCAGCAACAACAAGAAUCUUCGUCGUCAUCUUCUCACCAACAAGCAGCAUUAUCGGAACAGCCCAAGAAAAAACUGACCAAAUUUCCAAUUGACCUUGCCAUGUGGGAUUUCCAACAAUGUGACUCGAAAAGAUGCACAGGCAAAAAAUUAGAAAGAAUGAGAUUAUUGAGAAGUUUACCAGUUUCGUGUCAUUUCAGAGGAGUCGUGUUGACACCACAAGGAAAACAGUCAGUUUCAAAGGCUGAUAGAGACGUUGUACUCGAGCAUGGAGCAUGUGUGGUGGACUGUUCAUGGAAUCAGCUUGAUCAGGUACCAUUUCACAAGCUCAAAUCACCGAAUAAUCGAUUAUUACCAUAUCUAGUAGCUGCAAACCCUGUCAAUUACGGAAGACCACUUAAAUUGAGUUGUGCUGAGGCAUUAGCUGCUACCAUGUACAUUUGUGGAUUGAAAGAGGAGGCAAAGCAAUUACUUGGCAAAUUUAAAUGGGGUCACUCGUUCAUUGAAUUGAAUUAUGAUCUAUUGGAAGCUUAUUCAAAUUGCAAUAACAGCCUUGAAGUUGUCAAGGUGCAGCAAGACUAUUUAAAAAAGUUGGAAGAGGAAGCACAUUCUAGAGAAAAAGGAGAUGCUUCUGGAAAGGUGGUUUCUGCCGAUGAUUUAUAUGGAGAAUAUUUCACACAAAACCAAGAAGAAGAAGAGGAAGGAGUGGUGGAUGAUUUGGUCGAGGACUUGGAUGAUUCCUGCUCUGAUCAUGAAUGA